Molecule: messenger RNA, 3474 nt
Organism: Symbiodinium sp. CCMP2456
Lineage: Eukaryota; Dinophyceae; Suessiales; Symbiodiniaceae
Source: the annotation of a GenBank genome assembly
AUGGCGACAGCAGUAGCCACCCAAGACACCGCAGAGCUCGACGAGUUGAGCCUGCUGGAGCAGUUGCUCCAGAAUUCACGCGCGCUCGACGACACCGAACUAGAACAACAGAAGGACUACCUGCAGGAGUUCCUCAGCCACAUCGUCACUGACGAUCAGCUGACCAGUAAGGACGCCGCAGCAGAGAUCAAUCACUGGAUUGGUAAGAUCGACGAGAAGAUCUCGGCUCAGCUCAACGAGAUCAUGCACGACCCUAAGUUCCAGAAGCUCGAAGGGAGCUGGCGGGGCCUGCACUACCUCGUCCACCAAUCGGAGACCGGUACGACGCUGAAAAUCCGCGUCCUGAACCUCACUAAGCGUGAGCUGCUCAAGGACCUGGAGACCGCUGUUGAGUUCGACCAGAGCGCCCUCUUCAAGAAGGUUUACGAGGAAGAGUACGGCCAACUGGGCGGCGAGCCUUAUGGCCUACUCGUGGGCGACUACGAGUUCAGCCGUCACCCGGAGGACAUCAGCCUUCUAAAGAUGAUCUCGAACGUGGCUGCGGCUUCGCACGCCCCGUUCAUCACCGGCGCCUCGCCGGCGCUGCUGAACCUGACCAGCUUUACCGAGCUGCCCAACCCGCGUGACCUGGCGAAGAUUUUCGAGUCGGCCGCGCACGCCUCGUGGCGUUCGUUCCGCGACUCGGAAGACGCUCGCUACGUCGCCCUUUGCCUGCCGCGUGCUCUGGGGCGCCUUCCCUACGGCAAGGACUUCAAGAGCGUCGAAGAGUUCGACUUUGAGGAGUUCGUCGAUGGCCGCGACCACGGCAAAUACCUGUGGAUGAACGCGGCGUGGGCCUACGCGGUCCGCGUCACCAACGCGUUUAGCAAGUACGGUUGGUUCGCGAAGGUUCGCGGCGUUGAGGGUGGCGGCAAGGUCGAGAACCUGCCGGUCCACACGUUCAACACCGACGACGGCGACGUCGCGAUGAAGUGCCCGACCGAGAUCGCGAUCUCUGACCGGCGCGAAUUCGAGCUUUCGACGCUCGGCUUCCUUCCGCUCCUGCACGCCAAGAACACCGACUUCGCCGUGUUCAUGGGCGCCCAGUCGGCUCAGAAGCAGAAGACGUUCUUCGAUGACUUGGCGACCGCGAACGCGGACCUCUCGACGAAGAUCAACUUCCUGAUGUGCGUCUCGCGUUUCGCCCACUACCUGAAGGUGAUGGCCCGCGACAAGGUCGGCUCAAUGCUCGAAGCCAACCAGUGCGAGAAGUGGCUCAACGAUUGGAUCUCGAACUACGUUUGCGAUCCCACGAUGGCUGGCGACGAGACCAAGGCCAAGUGCCCGCUGUCCGACGCCAAGGUCGAGGUCCGCGAAGUCGCCGGCAAGCCCGGUUGGUACGAGGCCGUCGCUUGGCUGCGUCCGCACUUCCAGCUUGAAACGCUCACCGCGUCGAUGCGACUGGUUGCGGAAGAGACAACCGUGGCUGAAAACAACACCGGACUGCCGGACAACCUCAAAAGCGGCAUCGAGAACCUGUCGGGCUACAGCAUGGACGAUGUCAAAGUCCACUACAACAGCUCGAAACCUGCGCAGCUCCAGGCGCACGCCUACGCUCAGGGGACGGACAUUCACUUGGCCCCCGGCCAGGAGAAGCAUCUACCGCAUGAAGCCUGGCACGUCGUUCAACAGAAGCAGGGACGCGUCAAUCCGACGAUGCAAUUCAAGAGGAUGAUUGGCGUUAACGACAACAGCGGCCUCGAACGCGAAGCCGACAUCAUGGGCGAGUCGCUCGACUCCAAGCACGGCAAAGAGAUCCAGAUCCUGGGUUUCAACUGGGGCGAAACGCAGCCCGUCAGUAUCCCGUUCGUCAACGGCGGCGGCAGCGGCAAGGUCUCGAUGCAGGACCUGACCUUCACGAUGUACACCUGCAAGGCGUCCCCGAAGCUGUUCCUCUCGUGCGCCAAGGGCGAACACAUCAAGGAAGCCACCCUGACCGCCCGUAAGGCCGGCGGCGAGCAAGAGGACUUCUACUCGAUCAAACUCGAGCAAGUCCUCGUGUCGUCCUACAACACGGGCGGCGGCUCGGGCAGCUCGCUGCCGAUCGACACGGUGACCCUGGCCUUCGCCAAGAUCACCUACCAGCUGUCUGAUUCGGACACGCCCGAGUGGAUACGAACGGGCCGCGGCCGCGUCGUCGCGGCCGCGGCCCGUUUUCAUUAUGCAUUGCUUUCGAUCAUGACCCAUCGCCCGAAUGUCUCCACGUCCUCGCUGCUCGACCACUUGGUCGAUGCGUGCCAGGGCGUCGAACAGCGACAGCCCGUGCGUAUCGAACGCUUGAUUGACGAUAUCGAGCUACUACUCAACACCUGUUGCAUCGACGACGCCGAAGUCGAUAGCGAGUUCCCAGAAGUAGCAAGCUCGAUUCACCGCUAUGGCUCCCCGGCGCCGCAAGCCACGUCGAUCGGCACGCACGAAGAACGCUUCGCCACGGCGCGGCGGGUUGAGAAGACACUGCGACGCUUCGAACCUCGCUUGAGACGAGUCCGGGUGCGGGUCGAAGACCCCAAGUCACGCUCGCCGAUUGAUCACCGCGGAGCGAACAUGAGCACGACGCUCUACCCGUACUACGAACGUGAACUGCACUUCAUCCGCCACGACGCGGAGGAGUUUGCUAAGCAGUUUCCGGCCGCCGCGGGGCAACUGCUGCUGGAUGGGGGGCAGAGCCGUGACCCGCAUGUCGAGCGCUUGAUAGAGGCCUUCGCGCUGCUGAGCGCCCGCGUUGAAAAGAAACUCGACGAAGAGUUCCCUGAAGUCACCGACGGACUGCUGGGAACGCUCUACCCACAUUACUUGGCGCCGAUCCCGUCGAUGGCGAUCGCCGAGUUCAAGCCUGACCCCUCGGCGCCUCAGCCCACCGGCACUCCCGUGCCACGUGGCAGCCGCCUGCGUGCAACGACGCCCGACGGCGUCGCGUGCCGCUAUCGCACCUGCUACGACACGACGCUGUGGCCGCUGGACAUCGUUGAAUCGCGGGUCGAGUUGCCGCCGUUCGCGCCGUCUUUGUCGCCGCCGCCCAAGACCCAAGGCGUCCUCCGAAUCCGCCUGCGAGCUCAUGCGGACAUGGCUCUGGCGGACCUAACGCUCGACAAGCUCCGCUUCCACCUGCAGGGCGACGCCGUCUUGGUGGCGAAACUCUACGAGCUGCUGCUCACGAGCGUCACGUCGAUUGAGGUCUACGACGCGGAGGCCAGCGAUAAACGUCGCCUGGCGGUACUGAGCGAUGGGGCGAUCCAGCCCGUCGGAUUCGAAGAGAACGAAGGGCUCCUCCCCUACCCCGCCACCUCCAACCACGCCUACCGCCUACUGACAGAGCUGUUCGCCUUUCCCCAGAAGUUUGCCUUUCUGGACCUAUCGAGUUUGGCGCCCGCGCUGGUGGAGGCUGGUCGUACCGUUGACGUUGUCGUUUACCUCAGCGAGGUCGACGAGCGCCUC